Molecule: messenger RNA, 723 nt
Organism: Owenia fusiformis
Lineage: Eukaryota; Metazoa; Annelida; Polychaeta; Sabellida; Oweniidae
Source: the annotation of a GenBank genome assembly
AUGGUUGCCCUAGAUGGCAUUGCCUACUGUAAAGAUACUGGUAUUGGAAAAUCUCCUCGUUUGGUACUUAGUCAGUAUGGAGAUGUUUCUUUCUCAGCAUUUAAUACUGUUCUGUUCUGCAUGCAGGAGGUCCAUAGCAUGAGGGUCAGAAGCUCUGUGGGGUUAAUCCUGGCCGAGUCCCUCUACGGCUCACGCAACUACCAAAUCACUGUGUUGUUACUUCUCCUCACAAAGAAAUCUGUUUUACAGACCCAAAGUUGUGAUCGGCACCAGAUACUGGAUGUUUCCUUCUACGAUGAAUCCACAAUAUCAUUCCUGCUUUUAGAGACGACUGAAGAUGGACUAGGGGUGCUGAUACAGUUCCCUCUAGGGGACAUUCCAGAAACUAUGUGGACACCAUUAGUAGAUGGGUUAGAUUAUGCAAUUGAGAGAAAAGAUGUUCAGACAUUGGAUGGAGGCACCUGCUUAGAGGGAAGUCAGCUACGACGUUUGGAGAAUAUGAAACCCCUCUCAUUGGCUGUCAGUGGCACUAGGAACUCUGCCUGUGUACUGUUUUCAUCCAGACGCCGUGUCCGCCUUUUCCUCAUGGAUGCAGAAGAUGAUGAUGAUGACGAAGAUGAUGAUGAUUUAAAUAGUACAACUCAGACCAAUCAGAACGAUGAUAGUAUUCAGCCCAUGGAUGAUGAAGAUAAAGAAAAUUCUAGUUUUGAGACUACAUCCUGA